Messenger RNA from Hevea brasiliensis (rubber tree), 3306 nucleotides. RefSeq names its product pentatricopeptide repeat-containing protein At5g27460. NCBI's taxonomy places the organism in Eukaryota, Viridiplantae, Streptophyta, Magnoliopsida, Malpighiales, Euphorbiaceae. The record is from RefSeq and is a predicted model, not a curated record. Gene Ontology annotation, cellular component: mitochondrion. The transcript is spliced from 4 exons. Bases 101 to 1660 code for a protein of 519 amino acids. Gene Ontology annotation, molecular function: protein binding.
GAAAAGUGUGAAAGGCCACGCGCUUAAAAGAAACACCUUAAAAAUGGCAGUGGCAGAAAUCAGAGCUUUCUGAGCAAUAACCUAAAGUAGCUUUGCUUCCAUGGCGAUUCGCAUUCGGCCACUGACUUCCAGUCUUAGAAGUGAGCGCAGUGGUCGGCUUCAAUUCGAUGACAGAAAUCUCUCAAUGUUCAUAUACUCACUGGCUUCACCGAUGAAUAAGGUCGGCGAAUCAUGCUUGAAAUAUACUAAUUCCAAUGGCAACCUCAAAAAGGAGAUUUUGAGACUGAAUUUGCCUGGAGAAAGCGCAAUCCCCGUGCUUCAAAAUUGGGUCGAUAAUGGCCGGAAAAUUACAGUCUCCGAGCUCAGAUAUAUCUCUGGGAUACUUGCGAAAUCUAGGCGAUACAACCACGCACUUGAGAUAUUCAGAUGGAUGGAUACUCGAAAUAAUUUCCACAUGUCAGCAGCAGAUCAUGCUGUGAAAUUAGAAUUAAUCAUGAAAGUGCAUGGUUUAAGGGAGGCUGAAGAGUAUUUCAAACUUUUACCCAAUUCUGCUACAAGAAAGGCUGCCUCUUUCCCUCUUCUUCAUGGAUAUGUAAAGGAACGAGACACUGUGAAAGCUGAAGCUCUCAUGAAGAAUCUAAAUGACUUGGGUCUGAUUGUGAGUUCUCAUCCAUUUAAUGAGAUGAUGAAACUUUAUAUGGCUACAUCACAGUAUGAGAAAGUACUUUUUGUGAUCCAGCAAAUGAAACAUAAUAAAAUACCCUUAACUAUUCUCUCCUAUAAUCUUUGGAUGAAUUCGUGUGGCGAGGUGUCUAAGGUCACUGAUGCUGAGAUGGUUUACAGGGAAAUGGUGAACAAUAAAAACGUUGAAGUUGGGUGGAGCACUCUAUCUACUUUGGCCAAUAUUUACAUAAAGGCAGGUCUUGUUGACAAAGCUUUUUUAGCACUUGAAAAUGCAGAGAGAAAGCUCUCUACCAAUGAUCACCUUGGUUACUUCUUCCUGAUUACACAACAUGCCUCAUUGAAGAAUAAGGAGGGAGUUCGGCGGCUUUGGAAAGCCAGUAAAGGAGUUGGUGGAAGAAUCUCAUGUGCCAACUACAUGUGUAUAUUGUCAUGCUUCGUUAAGGUAGGUGACCUUAUAGAAGCUGAAAGAGUGUUUAUGGAAUGGGAAAGCAAUUGUAGGAAUUAUGACAUUAGAGUUUCCAAUGUCCUUCUAGGUGCAUAUGUGCGGAAUGGACUGAUAAACAAAGCUGAGUCAUUACAUCUUCGCACGUUGGAGAGGGGUGGAUGCCCAAAUUUUAAGACAUGGGAGAUUCUAAUGGAGGGAUGGGUACAGAGCCAAAAGAUGGAUAAAGCCAUCAUUGCUGUGAAGCAAGCAUUUUCCAUGUUGAACCAUUGUAAAUGGAGACCGUCACAUGGUAUUUUAGUGGCUAUUGCAGAGUACUUGGAGAAGAACAGGAAUUUUGAAGAUGCAAAUCACUAUGUUCAAGAUAUUCAUCAUUUGGGUCUUGCAAGUUUACCGCUGUAUAAAAUACUCCUCAGAAUGCACCUCCAUGCAGGGAAAGCUGCUUCUGACAUCCUUCAGAUGAUGGAGAAGGAUAAAAUUGAGAUGGAUAAUGAGACUUCUUCCCUUGUUCAAGCCUUAUAUUCAUGUGUGUAAUCAAUCAGUGGUAUUGAUCAAUGUAGUGGAUUCAUGAGAAAUCUGGUGGUGUUAAUUGACUGUUCUUAUGAUGCUUAUUUGGGAUUAAAGAUUUGGUGAGGGAGAAAAACUAGAUAGAGUAAAAAUGAAGCAAGCAGACAAUCCUUUGAAAAUGAAAGCUAAACAAGUGCAAAUCUUUCUUAAUUCAGCAAAUUGCCUACUUAAGGGCUUUAUGUUCAUAUCUUUCUUAAUUCAGCGGGUAUCUAAGAGUUUCACCAAUAUUGUGUAGCCCUGGUAAAAGCUACAUGGACAAUGGGACAAUCUCAGCAUGGAUGCACACUUUUGUGAUGCUUGUUGGUAUCGAUAUCCUCUUUGAAGACUUGAAUUGCUUUUGCAAUCAACUAACUGCAAGAACUAAAAAUGAAGAAGAAUAUAAUUGUUCAGCAAUUCUGCAAAUUUUGUUAUUUGUGUUGAUGGUUCUGUCAUGAAUAACAGUUGACAUUUUGCCAUAUAAUCUCCAGACCCAAAGCAUUUGCAGUCACAAAUGUUGACUGCUUGCCGGCAAUCUGCAGUCGUGAAUAAUGCUAAAUGCUCCACCUUAAUACAAUGGUGAAAUCCUCCUGGAAGCUUUUGAUAUGCGCUAGCAAUUUGUAGCAAGGUUCGAAUACAGCCACCAGCAAUGUCAAGAAGGAUUACUAUUUCACCUCCAAGGAUUUUUUUUCUUCCUUCAAGACCACUUUCCAAAAUCGUCAGAUUAACUCGUGAUUCUUUUGGAACUUCUUAUCCCCUUCCACAACAAAUUUUCACAUAAUUGCUUGCAUGCAUUGGUAUAGCAGAUGGGCCAUUUUAAAUAUUUGGAGAACGAGUAGUUGCACUUUGUUUGCUGUAUAUCAUCCCUUAUAAUUUAAACCUGGUCCUUUCUGAAACCAGUGCAAGGAUUCAUUCUUGAAUUUACCUUUUCAUAACCUGGAUUAAGGGAAUUAGCCCUUCCAUAGUCCGACACCGCAUUGACAAGUUCGUUGAACUCAAUGCGCUCCACUAGGGUUCUUCACAAGAAAUGCACAACAUGCAUGCUAUUUCUGAAAAAUUUAGUUAAGGGUUUUUUCUUGUUUGGGUUUAAUUUGAUUACAUAUUAUUUCAGCAUGAAUACAGCUCAUUGUUAAUGUAAUAUAGCCAACAAGCGAUCAUGCACAGAAGCCAGGCAGGCACAAUGAGAAAUGAAGCUGUAGGCUUCAGGUUGAUGAAGCUCUCCACAGCCACAAGAUGUAAAGGCCUUUGAGGUCCUCUUGCAAUUUAUCGCGGGAAGGGAUACUUUCCUUGACGGCAUGAACUUCAAGCAAGAGGUCAAAACAAAGCAUUGAGCAGAGGCAUGGUAUCUGCAUCGAUCACAUAUACAUCAGCAAUUUCCUUAACUAUUUGGUCCAUCUUCGAGUCCAUCCUGCAGAAAUCUCCAGAUAGCCAAUGAUUUCACCUCCAAAGAAUUUGUUCCCCUCCAAGGCGCUUUCCAGAGUCUUCAGAUACUCUCAAGCCUCUUUCACUACUUUCUCUUUCUCCUUCCCUUCUGUGGCAAUUGUACGAAUGAUCACACGCAUGCACUGAAAUAGGAGAAUAGUGUGUCAAUGGAUUUCUUGGAAAGAAAAUAAUAAAAGUCUAACCUUUUGUGAUAA